Molecule: messenger RNA, 785 nt
Organism: Mangifera indica (mango)
Lineage: Eukaryota; Viridiplantae; Streptophyta; Magnoliopsida; Sapindales; Anacardiaceae
Exons: 5
Coding region: 113-544 (143 amino acids)
Cellular component (GO): chloroplast thylakoid membrane
Source: RefSeq, a predicted model, not a curated record
UAUCCCUUGACUGCAAAUAAAUUCAGUGAUCAAAUAAGAAAAAUUAUAUAAAAGGCUACAGAAAUCAACCGUAUGGAAAGAGAGCAGAACACGUAAGAAGAAACUUCCGGAGAUGGUGUCGACAUAUCUGCAACCCAUCAAUGGACCUCUAAUUUUCUCCUACCCUCGCCCCCCUCAUCGCUCUGCAAGUCUCUACAAGUGGGGAUUGAGAAGAGAUCAAGUUGCUAGCUUGACAACCAGUAGAACCAAGAGCCAAGUGUUUCGAGUUUUGGCCAAUCCAAAUGUUCCUAAGGGAGACAAAAGUUCUGUCAAUGAGAUUAUCAUGGUUGAUCCUUUGGAAGCCAAGAAGUUGGCUGCCAAACAAAUGGAGCAAAUUAAAGCGAGAGAGAAAUUCAAGAGACGACGGCAAAUUGAGGCAAUCAAUGGAGCAUGGGCGAUGAUCGGUCUCACAGCCGGCCUAGUUAUAGAAGGUCACACUGGGAAAAGUAUUCUAGCUCAGCUAGCUGGUUAUUGGUCUGCCAUUAUCAGUUUUUUUGUUCAUUAGACAGUAGUCCAGAAGGUACUGAAAUUAAAGCAAUUGAAGAUUCAUUCUUGAAAUUGAACUUGUACCAUCAUCUUUAAUUCUUGAAUUGCCUUUCUAUCUCAUAUGUUUAGUACCAUUCAUGAUUUGUAUAGCAACUCUAUUCUCUAACAUCUUUCCUCGUACAACAUUGUUUUAAACGUGGACCGGACGGGCUGUUUGAACUGGUUUGAGUUAAACUCAAUGGUUAGUUUGGUUCGGAUAA